Molecule: messenger RNA, 5005 nt
Organism: Orbicella faveolata
Lineage: Eukaryota; Metazoa; Cnidaria; Anthozoa; Scleractinia; Merulinidae
Product: fibroblast growth factor receptor 1-A-like
Biological process (GO): multicellular organism development; cell surface receptor protein tyrosine kinase signaling pathway; positive regulation of kinase activity
Cellular component (GO): plasma membrane; signaling receptor complex
Molecular function (GO): transmembrane receptor protein tyrosine kinase activity; ATP binding
Source: RefSeq, a predicted model, not a curated record
ACAUUUAUUUGUAAGUUGAUGGUGGCUGGAGCAAAUGGAGUCAAUGGAGUAUCUGUACUAAGACAAUCAGUGGCAUACAAGCAAGAACAAGAGAGUGUGCUAAUCCAGAGCCAGCACAUGGUGGAAAGAAAUGCAAUGGAAACAAAGCAGUUGUGAGGGAGUGUAACAACAUAUCCAGCUGUCAUGAAGCAUUUCCACUACGCUUUCAGUCAGGAGAGAACCCAUCUCGUGGCAUAAUGCAAAUCUACAAGAAUGGUAGCUGGCAAAAACUUUGCACCAGAAGUUGGGAUACAUAUGAAGAAAACUUGACCUGCAAGGCCAUGGGUUACUCAGCUAACAAUGUUGGUUAUGAUAAUGGCAUGUGGCACACAGACAGCAGCAAUACUUCAAACACAUCAAUCCACUUUAAUUGUACAACACUAACAGAAUGCGGGAGUAACAUUGAUAGCAAAACACAAUUAACAUGUAAAGUUCCUGUACGUUUAAAUGGAACAAAUCUAGAAUAUGGUGGGAGAGUGGAAGUAUUUUACAAUGGAAAGUGGGGAAAGAUCUGUCAGAACAAAUGGAAUUUUGAAGAUGUAAAAGUUAUUUGUCGUCAACUUGGCUUCAAACGUGCAGUGGCUGAAUUUGUAGUGGCAGAUGUCAAGGAUGAGGACAUUCCUUUUGUAAUGUCUGAUGUAGCCUGCAAUGGAAAUGAGCCCGAGCUGGCAUCCUGCCAGCGAACUGAUGGAAAGCUAAAUGUUGACUGUCAAAAUGAUGACACAGGUGCUCAGGCAUUGUGUGAACCAAAAAAGGACAAAACUAUCUUGGAUGUGGGUCAAGAAUUUUUGGAUGUUGACAGCAGCGAAAUUAUUCGCUGCUCCUUAGAAAAUGAAACCAAUCACAUAACUUGGUUCAAUAACAAAAAUCAAGAGAUUAAUUCUACAUCUGAGACAAGGAUGGAGGCAAACAAAAAUGGUGAAUUGACCAUUAAAAACGUUCAGUUGUCUGAUGGAGGAACCUAUGAAUGCAGGGGAUUAGAAUACACUCGAUACUACACCAUCUAUGUCAAUGCAAGAUUUACUGAGGUAAACCUUGAACAAGUUAUUAGCGCUGGUGCUUCUGGGAUUAUAAGCUGUAGUGCUGAAGGAACUCCAACCCCGCAGAUUGAGUGGAAGAGACAAGAUAACGUACUACUGGACAAGGGAAGAUUCACACAACUUUCUAAUGGAAGUUUGUACAUCAAUCCAGUUUACCCACAAGAUAAAGGAACAUACAUCUGCACCUUCAGACAAAGUAAAGGAAGUAAAAGGGUUACAACAAAAGAACAAACCAUCAAUGUUGUUGUCAUAAUUCGCCCAGUUAUUGAGAUGUUAGGGCCAAACAAGCCCUUGCAAGAAGGAGAAAGUGCCAACCUGACUUGUAACAUUAUUAAAGGCUUCCCUAAACCAGAACUAUCAAUUUUUAAAACUGGAGACCCUGAAGGACAACCAACCAUUUCUAAAUAUGGAUACCUUCUGUUUGACGAGUUGAAGAGAACUCUGCUCUUAACAAAUAUAACAGACAGAGUCGAAGGGAGAUACACCUGUAUAGCACAAAAUGCUGGUGGUAAUUUCACUGACAGCAAACAUAUAACAGUUAAAACUCCACCUGAACUACAUCCUGAACUCAGAAAUCGAUCCGUUGAACUGAACUCCACGUUUACUAUGGAAUGCACUGAAAGGGGAGAUCAUCCGCUACAGAUUAACUGGACUAAGAAUGGCGUGGAUCUUGGUAACAAUAACACAUACACUGUAGAUCACGUGACUUUCGACCAUGCAGGCUUGUAUGAAUGUACAGCUGUAAACUGGGCAGGGAAGACUAACGCAUUCUUUUGGAUUGACGUAACAGUCUCUCCUCAGAUUUAUGUUUCUCCAAGAAACAAGUCUGUUCCUGAAGGCUACCCAGCAAACUUUAGCUGCAAAGCCACAGGUGUUCCCAAGCCAACACUGUCCUGGAUAUUCAAUGAUGGGGACCUCCCAUCAGCUGUCAAUCAAACCAGUCUUGAUAAAGGAUCAUUCCUGGGGUUACCUCACACUACGAAACAAAUGGAAGGCAUCUACAAGUGUUUAGCAGAAAACAAAGCGAAGGCAACAACUUCCUCUGCAUAUCUUCAUGUCUUUGAAAAACCCAGCGCCGAAGUGAGCCCAAGGCCUUAUCCAAAACUGACAGAAGGAGAUGAGCUCAGAUUAACUUGUAAAGUCAAUAAAGUAACUGUGGCAAUCAAAUGGAAGAAAAAUGAUGAUGACGUAAUCCCGAGAGCACAGAUUGAUACACGAGUAGAUGAUAAAUCGAGCGAACUUUUUAUUGAGGAUGUUGUGGAAGGUGAUAGCGGGGAAUAUUCUUGUGAAGCACGUAACAGACCAGGUAUUGUGGCCCGCUCCACUGUGAAGAUCAAUGUCAAUGGUUCUAUUGCCAGGCUGGCUGUGGAGUGGUAUUAUAUUGUGGGAUCCCUGUUUGGUUGCGUUGUUAUAUUUGCUGUUGGUUGGUGCAUUUGCAAACGUCGAAGAGCAACUGUGGCAAGACUAUUUGAUCAAGAGCAAGCAGUUGAGAUGCAGUUCUGUAACGUUGAAGUGGAUGAAUGGGAGAUUGCAGUUGGCCGUUUACAACUUCAAGAGGUCAUUGGCAGGGGGGCAUUUGGAGCAGUCUGGAAAGCACUUUUGAGUGAACCGGAUGGAAAACCUGGAAAUCGGACAGUUGCUGCAAAAUGCUUCACACCCACUUCUGGGGAAGAUGGACGGAAAUCUCUGAUGAGAGAAAUUGAGCUGGGAAAACUUCUUGGAGAUAACCGUCAGGCAAACAUUGUUCAGUUUAUUGGCUGUGUUACAACCCAAGUUCAUCCAAUGAUGAUCAUGGAGUACUUGGCGUGUGGUGACCUGCUGGGUUAUCUGAGGAAAAGCCGUGGAAUUCAUGAUAAGUAUCAUCUUGGACAGGGGAGUGUUCCAGAGCUGGAAAUAUAUGACCUAGUGCUGUUUGCCAAACAAAUUGCGGCUGGUAUGGUGUUUCUUGGAUCAAGAGGCAUAAUCCAUCGUGACCUUGCAGCUCGUAAUGUUCUUCUUGAUGACAACUUUGUUUGCAAAGUUACCGACUUUGGUCUGGCUUAUCAAGAUUUCAAAUAUGGACAUGGAAAUGCUAAAAAGGGCUGUAUGCCAAUUAAAUGGACUGCACCUGAGAUUCUUUCAGGAGAUCUUUCUGCGCUCUCAACCCAAAGUGAUGUGUGGUCUUAUGGAAUUGUCUUGUAUGAGAUCUUCACCAUCGGAGGAAUUCCAUACCCAGGAUGGUCUGAAGGCAGAGUGGUUCAGGCAGUCCUGAAUGGAUAUCAAAUGCCAAAGCCUGACCAUAUUGACGACCAAUUGUAUGAUAUAAUGAUUAGGUGCUGGAACUUAAACCCUGACUUCCGUCCUCCUUUUGAAAACCUACGACAAAGAAUGGAUACAUACCUUCGAGAGGAGACAUACACGGAACUGGUCAACAUGGGGAAAUAUGACAGCGUGAAAUACUCCAAGGUUGAAGAUCUUGGAGCUCAAGAUGAACCAGCAAGUGAGCAAGUCAAGACGAGCACCACUGGAAAGAAAUUGGGAAAAUGGUCGAGUGUCCGUUAAAUAAGAGUAAAUAUAUGACUUACUGGUGGCUAUUAUAGCUUUUAUGCACGGCAAUCGUUAAGGGUGUGUGUGUGUGUGUUGUGUUCAGGAUGAAAUAGUAUUUUUAUUUAACAAACUUUAUCCUUGAUGAGCUGUCACUGAGUAAGAUAUAGUUACAUAUUUAUCAAAGUAGCUGUUAAGUUUAACGUGUAGACUUUAUGAAAAGUAACGGUUUGCAAAUGUUAACUUACGAUUUCAAGUCUCAAGUUUCUUUAUUUCCACGCAACAAAAAUAUAAACUAAACAGAGAUUUAAAAAAAUGUGAAUUUGCCACAAUUAGUUCUUGGUCGGUGUAUAAACACGUUUUGAUUCGAUCUCGCACGUAUGAUAUCGGUGAACAUCUCUGGUAUUCAAGAAACAGGAGUCAUAGAUUCUUGGGAGCAAAUUAUACUGGUGUACAUAACUUCACCCAGUUACAUAUUACUUUGCCAUUGUUAUGGAAUAGUGUCAUCCAUAUAGCAUUUAUUUAGUCAGCCUUGUUUUAUGUAAUACCAGAUUGCUUCUUUGCUGUAUAGUGAUUUAAGUACGAUUUCGUUGCUGAUAUUAACUGCAGUUUGCUUUUGAAGUAAAUACGAUUUAAAUUUUCACUAACUGAUCAAGUCAGGAGUAGGAAAAUAUUUUUUAAAUAGUUUGUAGAAUUUUUAUAUAGCAACUUUCAGUUUUAGGAACACUUCCAUAUAUCAGUAAGCAGUAAUAAAUAAGUAAGUUAUUUCUCAGGGCGACAGAAUUCAGGAUUACUCAAGAAAAUAUUAUUUAGUACAGUUUCUAGAACUACCACGUUGUUAUUUAAUGAUGCUAUCCGUAUCUGACUUAUUUAAUCAUCAUGUUCUUGUUGUUAUGAGUAUGCUGUUACUCAUUUGUCGCUCACUGAAGUGCUUUGUUUCUGAUGUUAACCAUUCUGCUGCAAUUCAAUAGCGAUUUGCUUAAACAGAGGAGAACCUCCUUAAAGAGUGUUAUUUAAGCUAAAAUAGCUAUUUUUAUUACCGGUUUUUAGUGUGUAGAGUAAAAACACCUGUCGAGAGAGCACAUAACAACUUACCCAUGCGAGAGGGAUUUACUUAACAACAACAACAACAACAACAACAACAACAACAACAACGACAACAGCAAAAUUUUAUUUCACUCCAGAGUAAAAAGAGAAAAAUAAUUUAAAAUGUCAUAUCGAAGCAAACAUGAUAUGGGUGUUCAGCUGGCUACCCGAAAAACCUGAGAGUCGAGGGGAACCAGAAUCUGAAGAGGUGUUUUGAUCUGCACACUAUCAUUAGGUAAUAUCUAAUUCUUGUAGAACACUCCAUGUAAUAGCUUGAAUGAAAACUUAAAUCUAAAAGCUAACUUUGUCUACAGAUA